Molecule: messenger RNA, 3277 nt
Organism: Caenorhabditis auriculariae
Lineage: Eukaryota; Metazoa; Nematoda; Chromadorea; Rhabditida; Rhabditidae
Source: the annotation of a GenBank genome assembly
AUGGCCCAUAUAUGCUCGAUUAGUGGUGAAGCGACAGAGGAACCAGUUGUUUCUCCAAGCUCUGGGCAUAUAUUCGACCGGAGGCUUAUCGUAAAGUACAUAACUGAAAAUGGAACUGAUCCUAUUUCCGGGAACGCGCUCUCAGAAGAUCAGGUUAGUCUUUCACUCAUUGAAAAAAUUUCUUUUGUUGAAGUUGAUUGGCUUGAAAAGUGGAGAUGGAGGAUCGGCUCCUCGCAACGUUUCUGCCACUUCUAUUCCUUCUCUCCUUAAAAUGUUGCAGGUUUCUAUCAAACGUGAAUAUUUUUAUAGAAAACAUUUUCAGGAUGAGUGGGAUACUGUGAUGUUGAAUAGCUUCAGUCUGAGACAGCAAUUGCAGGUCGCUCGCCAGGAACUUUCUCACGCUCUUUAUCAAGCACGUUAUUUUCUUCUGUUUUAUUUUGUUACCAGUAACGCUAUUAGAAGGAUAGAUUUUUUGUUUUUCGAGGAGAAAAUUGCAAUAUCAAUGUUCGAAGUUCAGCACGACGCGGCUUGUCGCGUUAUCGCUCGUCUUUCAAAAGAGUUGACAGCGGCUCGCGAAGCUCUUUCCACUUUGAAACCACACACGGCAAGUAAAGAGAAAGACGUGUCGAUGGAAGUAGACGAAAACGCUGAAGAAGCCCAUGGUUAGCUUCGUUAUCGUCUAAGUACCUUUUUAUUUACAGGUAUCAGCGAAGCGAUAAUCAAGAGUUUGGAAGAAAAGUCCAAGUCGUUGACCGCUGAGCGGAAGUCUCGCGGAAAGAACUUGCCAUCCGGAUUGGCUAGCCAGGAGGAUUUCAGUAAUUUCAAGCAAAAGGCCGCUCACACUGGAAUUCACUCGACUGGAACGCCUGGAAUAACUUCUCUGGACGUCAAGGCGAGUUUUUUUUAAUUAAUUUUUUUUAGAAUUUCUCAUAUAGGGCUCUCUUGCUCUUACUGGCGGUGCCGACAAGACAGUUGUCCUGUACAAUUUCGAAAAGGAAGAAAUUGUGCAGACCUUCAAGGGUCACACUAAGAAGAUCAACGCCGUUGUUCUCCACCCAGAUGGAAAAACCGCUGUUUCCGCUUCUUCAGAUUCACAGGUCCGCCAAUCUUUUUUUUUCUCCGCUAUCAGUGGUAUCUGAUCAGUGUCUAAUUGCUACGAUUUGAAGAUUCGUGUUUGGUCGUCGAAGGAAUCCGCUGCCACGGCCGUCAUCGACGUCCAUCAGGGCGCAGUGACCGGUUUGUUUUUAAUUUUUUUUUUUCUUUAUCAAACAUUUGUUGGCUAGAUAUUUCUUUGAACGCUACUGGAAACUACAUUUUAUCUGCUUCUGAUGAUGCUCAUUGGGCUUUCAGUGACAUUAACACCGGCAAAAGUCUCUGCAAGGUUUGUGAUUUUUUGAAUGUUGAUGUUUCAUUGUGGCUAUAGGUUCCGUCCGAUUCCGAAUCUCAAGUUGCCAUGUUCUGCAUCGAAUUUCACCCGGACGGCCUUAUUUUUGGUAACUAUUUAGUUUUUUUUUUGAUGAUUAAUUUUUUAUUAGGAACGGGCACGGCUGAUUCAGUUGUCAAGAUUUGGGACUUGAAGAGUCAGACUAAUGCGGCGAACUUCCCCGGCCACACCUCUGCCGUUCGUUCGAUUUGUUUUUCAGAAAACGGAUAUUAUUUGGCUACUGGCAGCGAAGACGGAGAGGUGCAAAUUUUUGUAUUUUCCUUUGAACCUUCGUUUUAUCUUAGGUGAAGCUUUGGGAUCUCCGUAAGCUGAAGAAUCUCAAAACCCUGUCCACGCAGGGAUCCCAGCCAGUAGGUUUUUCAAAAAAAUUUUUUUAAAUUCAAAUAUUUUCCUCGUAAUUUUUUUGUUCAGUUCAUAAAAAAAUGUAGGUCGGAAAAGUUGUGUUUCAUCUGUUGUGAAUCUUAAAGAGAUGAAGUAUAGAAGUGGCACAUUAUCAGAGUUUUUGAAAACCUUUUUAUUGAAUUCGGCUUUUCUUCUCUUCGACUUUUAUCUAUGAAUUUAGUUUGAACGCUUUACUUGACCAAAAACCUACACGAAAAGUUUGAAAAAAAUUUUUUUUUCAUUAAACUGUUAAAAAAUUGUUAGGACAUGGAAACAUUUUUGCUCGGCGAUAAAAUAUAUACUUCCAUGAUUUCUUGAACUAGCAUGUAUUUUGGAAGUUCUGUUUAUGUCUAUGUCCUCAAUUUUUAUUUUUGAGAGGACGUUUAGGUUUUCUUGGGUUUUUAUCUCACAGUAGUAUAGUCAAUUUUUCCCGUAAAGAAGCUUGAGCCAUUUCCCCUUUCAACUUGGGAAAAUCAGACUAUACCAGACAAAAUCCAUUCGAAAAAUGUUACGAGAGAGUUUACAAGGAUAGUUAGAGGCAAUGGUCUUGAAAUUGGAAAGAAAAUUCACGAGUUCAACAUAAGUUAUGUUCCGAGAAGGAACUUGUCAUAUUCCCACUUUUAUUCACCUCUUCCGGUCUACAAUAAUUUAAAAGACGUGUAAAUUUGUCAAGUUGAUUUUCUUUAAAAGUCUUUAAAAAUCAUUUGAGUUGAAUAAAUUUUCAUGAGAACGAUCUCAGAACUCGAAAAAACUCUGAAAUUGUGGCUUUUAAGUGUUCAUUUAAUUGAUUAAUUAAUUUAUCUCACUCAAACACAAAAAUACAAAUACCGAAUAGAAAGUGAGUUAAGUGAAACCCGAUAUAUAAACCCCCAACGAGCGAUUUACCGGGAUGAGAGACGCGUAUUGAAAAUUGAGAACAAACAUUUCGGAUUUCUUAGAGAAGCCUCUUGCGCACGUUUGCGAGUAGUUCAUUGUGGUCGAGAGAGUUGAGAAAAUUCCUUAAGCGGGUUUAUAUUUUUAACAAGUAAAUUUCUUUCGAAUUAUAAGAUGACAAAUUCUCUAGGUUCUCUUAAAUAAAUUUUUCCGUUUUCUUUUUUUCAGGAAAAAGAAACUUGUAGAAUAAUAGAGUCAAAACUGGCAGAGUCCGAAGAGAUAAAAAUGAAAUGCAAUGUGGAUUUAUUUGUUUCGAAACGGUGUUCCUUUUCAGAUCAAUGACAUAAGCUUCGAUAUGACUGGAACUUAUUUGGCCAUCGGUGGACAAAACGUUCAACUCUUGCACGUAAAAUCUUGGCAGGUAGGCAAAUGAUUAGGAACUUUGAUUAUUCGUCUUUUAAGGAAUGCGUUACUUUGACUGACAACACAGCCGCCGUGACCGGCGUCCGUUUCGGGGAAAACGCCCGUUCUUUGCUGAGCAGUUCCAUGGACAAGAGUUUGCGCGUGUUCAGCAUCUGA